Molecule: messenger RNA, 849 nt
Organism: Parnassius mnemosyne (clouded apollo)
Lineage: Eukaryota; Metazoa; Arthropoda; Insecta; Lepidoptera; Papilionidae
Source: the annotation of a GenBank genome assembly
AUGUCGAAUGAUUUUGAAAUCGACGCACUCAGUCGCAUACAAAUCGACAGUGUAACGUGCCCUAUAUCAACCGAAUAUCACAAGACCGCCGAAGCACAAGACAGAGAUAGCGACAACAUCAAACAUCUAUCGAAGCAAAGUAACUUGUCCAUCAAGCAAGUUACAAUGCCAAUGACGCAUCUACCUAUCUACUGUGAAGCCUCAACAUCAACCAUGCGACCAUACCUACCAGAAGAAUGUCGUCGCGAAGUCUUCAAUGCACUGCACAACAUCAGUCAUCCAGUUGUUAGAGCAACAAGAAAACUCUUCACUGGAAAAUUAUUUUGGCCUUCAAUACAAGUGGAUGUUGACAACUGGGCGAAGCAAUGCAUUCAAUGCCAAAAAUUCAAAGUACAAAGACAUACAUCAAGCAGCCUAGCUUCAUUUCCACCUACGGAGAGAUUCGAACACCUGCACGUUGACAUCGUUGGACCAUUACCUACUUCACCGCAAGGACAUCGUUACCUCGUGACAAUGAUCGACAGAACAACAAGAUGGCCAGAAGCAAUACCUACCGAUGAUACUUCAGCUGAAUCCGUCGCGAAGAUAAUUUAUGAAAAUUGGAUUACUCGUUUUGGAUCACCCAAAACCAUCACAACAGAUCAAGGAAGAAACUUCGAAAGCAACCUAUUCCUCAAACUUCUUCAAACUAUGGGAAUACAGAAGACACGUACAACGGCAUACCAUCCUCAAUCAAACGGAGUAGUCGAACGAUGGCAUCGUACAUUGAAGACCGAACUCAAAACUCGUUUAUCUCAACAUACGAGUACAAAGUGGAUUGAUAAGCUACCUACAGAGCACUGUAGGUAG